GUUCGCUUUCAACUGUAGUGUCAACAGGAUAUAUAAGUUCCGAUCUCUGACCACGCGCCAACACGCUGUCACGCACGCCCUGUAUAUAUAUAUAGGACUACGUACAAACUUACGAGUUUGCAAGAGCAGUAACGACUGUUGGUAAGGGCUGCGUUGUUGUUUAUCUUCUGUAUUUUUUUUGUCGUCUGCUACGCACCUAUAUAUAUAUAUAUACAUAACUGUAUAGUUUGCGGCAGAUUUCUGACCGAACAACUGGAAACUGGCUUGACCUGUGAACGAUUGUUGUUGCUGUUACCAUUAUUGGAUUGACCCCAAUCUUCGUUAUGGCCAAUAUCUAAAGAGAAUAGCCACCAGCAGCCAUGGGAUCCGGAGCUUCCACUGCCGGUAGGGUACCACGGUCUCGGUCCUCGUCAAGGUCUGUGUCUUCAGCAGAGGGUAUCCAUCACAGGCGGACAUCACGAGCCUCUUCCGACGGAUCCGACCAAAUCAACAAACAUGCUCCGCCACCAUUUCCUCCGAAGAUGCAGAAAGAUCAGAUCUAUGAUCCUUCAAAAUACAUGGAUGUGGACAAGCACGCCAUGCACAUACCCAAAUCAGUUCUGCGCGGAACCUUUUCCGAUCUACUCGAUGCAGUUAUACAAGGCCCUUGGACAGAAAUGGCUAAACUCCGGGCCAUAUUUCGAUGGCUCACAUCAAUCGACGCCUACAAUCUUGUAAUCAACGAAACUCCCCCCACGUAUUCCCCUCUGGAAUAUUUUAGAAAGAUACAAGAAAACAAAGGCAAUCACGCCCAUCUUUUGUCUGGAUUAUGUCAAAUGGCUGGAAUACCAUGUGUCAUCAUCAGCGGUAUGAACAAAAGUGCAGCUUACCAAGUUGGAAAACCAUUAGAUCGGAAGUCCAUGGGUGCCCAGUGGAACGCAGUAUACGUGGAAGGAGAAUGGAGGUUGAUUGAUUCCUUCUGGGCAUGCUCGUGUGUGGUUGGAAAGAGAAGUGGCGAGUGGACUCUGAUGGAUGAGGACGGACAGGUUGUGGAAGCCAGCGAAGAGGAAGAUGAAGGUUUUACUCAGCAUAGGAUCAACGAGUUUUACUUUCUUACUGAUCCAGAAAAACUGAUUUGGACUCAUUUUCCCGAUGACCCUAACUGGCAGUUGUUAAAAAGACCCAUCUCGAAAGCUGAGUUUGAAGAGCAUUUUUAUGUGCGAGAGCGUUUCUACCACCUGGAUAUGGGCACCACACAAGAGAGUCAGAUGAAGUGCAUUCUCACAACUAAAAAGGGCCAGGCAGAUAUCCAGUUCUGCUUACCCCAGGUUAAGAGCAAAAAUUUUAGGUUUAAAUACAUGUUGUAUCUUUCCCGGGCAGCACUGAAAGAAAACAAGGCGAAUUUUUUCUUGGACCGGUUUAUAUUCUUCGAACAGCGUUCUGAUCUACUUCUCUUAGCACUGAGGUUUCCCAUCAAAGGAACGUUCAAGUUGGAUCUAUUCGGGGUUGAUACCGCGGACAGUGAUGUGUUUGAUCUGGUAUGUACCUACCUCAUCCAGUGUCCAGAACCACAGGCGAACUGUUUUCCCUUACCAGACGUGCCACCUUUAGGAUGGGGACCAUUGUAUGUCACCUCUCAGGCUGGUCUUAAGCCAAAGACCCAUCAGACGGGAGUGAUUAACACAAAAGACGGUAACGUAGAAAUCAAAUUCGGCGUCGACCGAAAGGUGAAGGUUCACCAAGCUCUGCUUCACGCAGUCAUUGACCAAGCCACUCUUAAUAAUUACUCAGUGACCAGAAUGGAGAACGGUGAAGUGAUUGUGAAUGUCAGGUUACCCAUGGGCGGAGAAUAUGCGCUAAAGCUGUAUGCCCAGGAAGAGGGCGAGGACGGAGAAGCGCCAAACGUAUGUAAUUACCUAAUAAGAUGUGAUAAAGACACGCUAAACAAUAUACCCUUUCCUAACGUGCCUACCGGGAGUCUGGGUAAACAGCACAUGGGCGACAAACUCGGAGUAAAGGCACUCAGUCAUCCAGUGGGUUGUGUUGAGACGAAGGACGGUCGACUGCCAAUGACAUUUGAAGCUCCAGAAAAUGUGGAACUCAUGUGUGAAAUCCACAAGGUCAGCUCUGACGGAAAUGUCAUCAAAAUGGCCGUCCAACCUAAAGUCCACAAUGGUGUAUGGUCCUUCGACGUGGAUCUCCCAGUAACAGGAGAAUACUCCCUCAAUAUAUUCGCUAAAACUGAAGGAGAUGAGGACAGAAUUUACAAUGUCCACUCAUAUCUCAUAAACUCCAAAGGUCGAAAAAAUGCGGAACUGGACCUGGAAGAGGAGACAACAACCGCCUGUAACCCUGUACCCGUUGAGACUGUGGAGACCGCAGACAACGAACUCUGGAUACCGGCACCAGAAGGCUAUGAAAACGUUGUGGCUGCUCUCCACAGGAAAAAUGCCAGUGACCCGCCAACUAUCCAUCAAAUAUCGUUCCUUAAACAAGAUGACCAAGACUUCAUCCGCGUCAAGCUGCCAGAGUACGGUGACUAUGUUAUGAACUUGUACAACUCGAAAGAAAAUGGCAAUGUUGAAAAUAUCGCCAAAUAUCAGAUAAACAGAAAGCCGCCUGCAGAUCUUUUCCAAACUAAUAUUCAAACGAUCAUGGAUGCAGUCGAAGGAGGCGAAGAGGAUGAUCCCGAAGGCAAUACCAUUAAAGCGGAAUCUCCCGUUAGAGUUCCUUCGCCGAUGUCAUCCGUUUCAAGCAAAGGCAGUUCAGAGGACAAUCUCGAUGACGCUAAAAAGAAGACAGCAAAAAAGCAGCUCGAGAAUGCCAUGGAGACCAAAGACAUUGGACGGUUGCGAAAAGCGUUGGCGGCCUGCACUGAGGCAAACGUCGGGGAAACGGAAUUGUUAGAGAAAGCCAAUCGACUGCUCCAAGUCCUGGAAGCCAAGAAAGUUUUAAUGGAAGCUUCGGCGAAAAGGAAUCUGAAGAUGUUGGAUGAUGCCAUUAGCAAUGCAAAGAAUGCCAACUUUGACCACAUGUUGGAUCUACAGAUCGCCAUGGCAAGAAAACUACGUGAUCAACUGGCGAGGAUAGAGAAACUCAGGCAUCAAGUCCUGUCUAUGGAACAGAAGACGAUAGCAGAGAUCAAGUCUUUUUCUAGUCCACCGGAUGGUGUUUUCCAGACUAUGCAGGCAGCCUUCCUGCUUUUGGGUCACACGAAGAAAGACGUCAAGGAAUGGCCUAUGGUAGUAGCACUUAUGUCCAAGACUGGCAAAGAGUCCCUGAUGCGAAAAGUGUCCAUGUUUGAGCCACAAACAACUUAUUUAGAUUAUGCCCGCAAAGCGAAAGAAACCGUCGCAGAAUUUAGUUUGGAACGCAUUCGGAACGUCAACUCAGGGGCUGCCACGUUUUAUGUCUGGGUUACGGGAAUGACAGAGGAGGUAGAGUCCACAGGAGGCGCAGGCAUGUCUCCAUCGAAAAGAAAAUGAUUAAAUCUUCCGGUAUAAAAAAGCUUAAGCUUUAUUUUUACUUAAUAAUGAUCCGUCCACAUGCAUGCACUUUAUUAAUAAGAAUGAGUUUUAAUUGAUUUUCUGUGAUAAUACGAUGCUUAUUUUGAAAAUAGUUUACUAUGUUACAGAUAUAAAUGUCUGAUGUUAUUGUUUUUUUAAAGAUGAUUUAGUAAAUAAGUGAUUCUUGAAAUUUCCAACGGGAAUGUCAACAAAUUGUAUGCAGUUAAGAUAUAUUUGACGUCUACGUUUGAAUGCAAUCUUUGUACGCACGGUUCACAAUUGUUCAGUUUAAUUUUUGCAAAAUUUACGAAAUUAAUAAACUGAGUUUUGAAUA
Messenger RNA from Liolophura sinensis, 3819 nucleotides. RefSeq lists its product as uncharacterized. The record is from RefSeq and is a predicted model, not a curated record. NCBI's taxonomy places the organism in Eukaryota, Metazoa, Mollusca, Polyplacophora, Chitonida, Chitonidae.